Molecule: messenger RNA, 567 nt
Organism: Poeciliopsis prolifica (blackstripe livebearer)
Lineage: Eukaryota; Metazoa; Chordata; Actinopteri; Cyprinodontiformes; Poeciliidae
Product: olfactory receptor 6N2-like
Biological process (GO): G protein-coupled receptor signaling pathway
Cellular component (GO): membrane
Molecular function (GO): G protein-coupled receptor activity; olfactory receptor activity
Source: RefSeq, a predicted model, not a curated record
AUGUACAUUUUCAUCGCCGCUUUGCUUCUGAACUCUCUUGUUUUCAGCACCAACAUCUAUCCAAAACUACUUUCGGAUUUUCUAUCUGAGAAACAGACUGUAUUGUAUUCAGCUUGUUAUUUUCAGUUUUUUCUCUUUUAUUCUCUUAGCGGCUCAGAGUUUUUACUGCUGGCAGCUAUGGCCUACGAUCGUUAUGUGUCUAUAUGUAAACCUUUACAAUACGCAACAAUAAGGGGGAACACGGUUAGUAUUUUCCUGAGUUUGGCUUGGCUGGUGCCUGCCAGUGUGACCGGUGUGCAGGUGGUACUCAGUUCCAACAUUAAACUGUGUACAUUGAAUUUGGAUGGGAUCUUGUGUAACAAUUCAAUUUACAAAAUGUACUGUGUAAGCUCAAAGGUGCACAUUGUGUUUGGGGCUCUCUCUGUGGCUUUCACUGCUAUUUUUCCCCUGAUUUUCAUAGUUUUUAGUUACACCAGAAUAUUGAUCAUAUCCUAUCGCAGCUGUAAAGAAGUCAGAAAGAAAGCUGCUCAGACCUGCUCGCCCCACUUAUUCCGAGGCGGUGUUUGA